Molecule: messenger RNA, 2037 nt
Organism: Naegleria gruberi
Lineage: Eukaryota; Heterolobosea; Eutetramitea; Acrasida; Naegleriidae
Exons: 3
Coding region: 1-2037 (678 amino acids)
Biological process (GO): vesicle-mediated transport
Cellular component (GO): cytosol; endocytic vesicle
Molecular function (GO): small GTPase binding; guanyl-nucleotide exchange factor activity
Source: RefSeq, a predicted model, not a curated record
AUGAUGAAUAGUGAUGGACAUUGUGCAUUUGAUGAACCUUUGGAUGUAAAAAGCAAAAUUCAAAUUUUGAGAAAGGGAGAAGUUGAUAUAUCUGGAAAGUCUUCUGUUUCACUGUCACAAAGAGAAACAUCUAUCAAACAACAACAACCACUCUCAAUAUUUGGAACAUCACCAAAAAAUGAUUUUGGAAAUAACGAAGAUUCAGAAAACAUACCCUCUCAAGUCAGACUCUAUUUGAUAUCACAACCAAUUACCUACAGUGGAUGUGCUUGGACUCAAGAUGAAAAAUCCUAUCGUUCAUCUAAUGACCAACAAAGGAAAUUUUCCAGAUCCUACUCUAUGGUUUUUGAUAAUGAUGGAGACAAGGAUUUUGUCACAAUUGAUAAUGUAAAUUCACCUUUAGGUUCCAAACCUAUUAGUAUUAGUACGAGAAACCAUUCUGGAAGCUUUUCAAGCUCUGUACCAAACUCUUUAUCAGGAUCAUCCUCCCUUGAGGAAAGCUUCAUAUCAGAUCAUGUAGAAUAUUCAAUCAAUGAAGAUGAAACAAAAUUAUUUAUUAGAACCAAUGGAUUUGAGAAAACCAAAUCAAAAGCACCAACCCCAAAAGAAACAGAAUCAAGAAUCAAUCAAAUUAUAGACAAUCACAAUACUGGAAAUGAUAAUCAAUUAUUUGAAAAAAAGGCAGAACCAAAGGAAACUACAUCUGCUUUUAAUUCGGAAAAGAAGGAUUACAAAUUUGAUUUCAAGUCAUUUUUACAAAAACUCAAAGACAAAUCAGUUGUACAAUUGACCAGAGAUAUUAAGAAAUUUACUUUUGAAAUUUCCAAUACUGACUAUACACCAGAACAUCCACACAAAGUUCAAUCAUUUUUAGCUCACAUCAUGAGAGAAAUAUCAUCUCACGAGCAGUGGAAGAAUGCCACCGAACAAGAUUUGAUGAAUGCUAGAGAAGGAAUUGAGAAAUAUGUAAUGACCAAGAUUUAUUCCAAAGUGUUUUCACCAACUUUGGAAGAUAUUGAAAUUGACAAUCAAAUUGGAUCAAGAAUUGCAUUAUUUAAACGAGUAGUGACACCUGCAAAUCUUGAUGUUUCAGCUAGGUUAGUCACAGAUCCUCUAUUCCAGAAAGCAAUUGAAGAAUUGAAAAAGAUGAGUUUUUACAAGACACCAAGAGACAAGCUUAUUUGUGUUUCAAACUGUUGUCAUCUUACAAUGAAUCUUUUAAAACGAUCCAUGCAUGAACAAUCAGGAGGAAGUGGUGGAAAUGCCCCAAGUGCAGACGAUUUUUUACCACUUUUAAUAUUUAUUGUAUUGAGAUCAAAUGUUCCUCAUUUGCACUCGAAUAUCAAUGAGUACAGAAAUCCACAAAGCUUGGAAGGCCAUUCUGGAUAUUUCCUUACAUCACUUGAAUCUGCUAUGGCAUUUUGGCAAGGAUGUGAUCAUACAAUGCUUAACAUGGAUGAAACUACCUUCCAACAAAUGAUAAACUUUGAGGAUGUCUUUGGAAAGGAAAGCGUACAACAUGCAACAGGAGAAUCAAAACAACAAUCAAGCAAUUCUCAUAUAGCUAUUAUUAAGGAAGUACCAAAAGAAGCCAUGAAUGAAAUAACGGAAUAUGUGAAAAAAGAAGAGAAAAGUCCUGAAAAACUAUUAUUGGAUACUGUUGAUUCUGUGAAAACACCAGACGAAACCAUCAUGUCACCAAUAAUGGAAUGUGAAAUCCAAUCUCCUCCAAAACAGCUUGAAGAAUCCGAUUCCCUUUCAAAAUCUUCAAUAGAAGAAUCUGUAAAAAAUUGUAAUAACAAGACCACAACAGACGAGGCAAGAGUUGACAUGGUUUCUUCCCAUGUAAACCAUGACAAAAAGUGGGAAAACCUUGUUUCAUUUGUAAAGAAUAACGAAACCAUAUUCAACGAGUUUAAAUUUGAGAAUGCCACUGCUGAAGAUCUACGAUUGAAGGAUGUGAAUUCCUUACUAGAAGAUUACAAGCAGAUGGUAUCAAUAUUGAAACAUAUCAAAAAUCAAACGAAUGAAAAUUAA